This is a messenger RNA of Lycium barbarum (goji berry), 1533 nucleotides long. Its product is annotated as alkane hydroxylase MAH1-like. The record is from RefSeq and is a predicted model, not a curated record. The coding region runs from base 7 to 1533 and encodes 508 amino acids. NCBI's taxonomy places the organism in Eukaryota, Viridiplantae, Streptophyta, Magnoliopsida, Solanales, Solanaceae. The transcript has a single exon. Gene Ontology annotation, molecular function: heme binding; oxidoreductase activity, acting on paired donors, with incorporation or reduction of molecular oxygen; iron ion binding.
GCCUCAAUGGGGUAUUUUGAAAUCUUUAUAGCAAUUUUUUUCUUUCUUGUGUUCUGGCUCUGGGCUUUAGGACAUAGUAAUAAAAAUGGCUUACCAAGAAAUUACCCAUUUGUUGGGAUGUUUCCAACGCUUAUUCUAAAUCUUCAUAGAAUCCAUGAACUGAUUGUAGAGGUUCUUUCAAAAACAGGAGGUACUUUCUUGCUGAAAGGCCCUUGGUUUACUAAUAUGGACAUUCUUACCACAGUGAAUCCUGCAAAUGUACACUAUAUCAUGAGUUCGAAUUUCCCAAAUUUUAGGAAAGGGCCAGAAUUCAAGAAAAUAUUCCACAUUUUUGGCGACGGAAUUUUCAAUUCCGACUUUGAUUCGUGGAAGGAUCAGAGGAAACUCGCCAAAGAAAUGAUCACUCAUCAGAUAUUCCGCAAGCGUUUGAUAAAAACCAGCUGGGACAAGGUCGAAAAUGGCCUUAUUCCGGUCCUCGAAUUCAUGGUCAAAGAUGGCAGAGUUGUUGAUUUGCAAGAUGUUUUCAAGAGAUUCUCAUUUGAUACAACAUUUAAAUUAGUAAUGGGCUUUGAUCCUGGCUGCCUCUCUCUUGACCUCCCUGACACUCCCUUCUCAAAAGCCAUGGAUGAUGUUAAUUAUGUCUGGUUCAUACGCCAUGUAUUGCCCGAAAGCAUCUGGAAGUUGCAAAAAUGGCUUGGAACUGGGACAGAGAUGAAACUAGGCAAAGCAGAGGAACUAAUUGACCAAAUUAUAUUUAAGUAUACAUCGAUGAAACGUGACGAAUUGAGCAGUGGAGAGAAAAUGAAGCACGAUGAAGAUGGUUUCGACUUAUUAACAUCAUACAUGGUACUCAAUGACGGAGAAACAAAAAGAGAGUUGAAGUUUGAUGAUAAGUUCUUGAGGGACACCAUGUUUAACUUCAUGGUCGCAGGGCGCGAUGGAAUUAGUGCUUGCCUUACUUGGUUCAUUUGGCUAGUUUUCACACACCCUGAGGUUGAAAAGAACAUAAGGGAAGAACUUAAGGCGAUCAUCCCGGAGAAAGAAGGCAGAAAACGGAGGGCUUUUAUGGUGGAAGAGUUGAAAAAUGUUGUUUAUUUACAUGCUGCAUUGUGUGAAACGCUGAGGCUAUACCCCCCUAUUGCGUUCGAGCACAAGACUCCACAAGAACCUAAUAUUCUCCCAAGUGAUCAUCGUGUUCAUCCCAAGCUGAGAGUGAUAUUUAAUAUGUACGCAAUGGGGAGGAUGGAAUUAAUUUGGGCAAAGGAUGCCUUAGAAUUCAAGCCAGAGAGAUGGACUUCAGAUCGUGGAACACUGAAACAUGAGCCAUCUUCCAAGUUCUUUGCUUUCAAUGCAGGGCCAAGGACUUGUAUAGGGAAAGAAGUGGCUUUUACUCAAAUGAAAACUGCUGCUGCUGCUAUCAUCCAUAAUUACAAGAUUGAAAUGGUGAAAGGUCAUGCGGUUUGCCCUAAUUUCGAUGUUAUGCUUUACAUGAAACAUGGCUUCAGAGUUAGGACUAAGAAGAGGUGGGCAUAG